GUCGGACCGGCCAGGAUGAGGGUGCCGUCGGUGGCGGCGGGGCUGCUUGCCCUUCUGCUGCUGAGGGUCGCGGGGGCCGCAGUGCCCGCCGCGCCGCGCGCCCGCGCGGCCCGGGUGGCGCGCUGGGAGGGCAUGCUGCUGCACCUGGCGGCCACGCUGCGCGCCAACCGAGCGCUGUCCGCCAUCCACUUCGUGUGCAGGUCGGGGGACCAGUGCAUCUCCACGACGGCGCUACAGAGGCUGGACAGGCGGAUGACGGUCGGCUACACGCAGACCGUGGCCGAGGUGCUGCCCGACGAGUGGCCCUCGGCGCCCCGCAGCUUGUACGUCCUCGUCGACCUGGACUGCCGUGCCUUGCUCAACGCCACGAAGCACGCCGACGACGUGGUGCUGCUCGUGACCGGCGGGACUCAGGAGGAGUUUCAGACCCAAGGCAGCAGGGUCCUGGAGACGUGCUGGCAGUCCGACCUUCUCAAAGUGCUCGCAGUGCAGAGGAAAGACAGUGGGGAGACCGGUCUGCGGAUGUACACGUACUGGCCGUACUACCCGGAGCACUGCCACGACUUGCGGCCGCACCUGGUGGCGCUGUGGACGCCGGCCACUCCGCACCGCCCCGAGGCCUUCGGGCUGCUGCCCAAGGACCGCGACCUGGGUGGGUGCCCGCUCAGGGUGACGACCUUCAAGGCGAGGCCCUGGACGGAGAUCAUCCCCGUCAACGGGAGCCGCAUACUGCUGCACACCGGCACCUUCAAGCCGCUUAUUCUCACCCUGGCGCGCUACCUCAACUUCACCCCGACCUUCUACUUACCUCUCGACGGCAAGAUCUUUGGACGCUCCGAUGACUUCCCCAAGUCUGGUGGCAUCCUGGGCGAUCUCUACUUUAACCGUUCUGAUCUCGGGCUGAUGUUCACCGGCGCAGACCUAAAGCUGCCGUAUCACGCGCGCCCCGCUACGGCCCAGGUCAGCUGUACGACGUGGUGCCUGCCCACGGGCUUCAACACGCGCUCGCCCUGGCGCCUCAUCAUCGGCGAGUUCACCACGGAAGCCUGGGGCGCCGUCCUGGUCUCCUACCUGGUGGCCAUCCUCUCGUACCGCCUGCUGCUGCCCAACAGGACCUUCCGGGAGACGUGGCUCACCGCGCUGCAGGGCCUCAUCUCCGGCAUCAGCCCCAUUCCCGAGAGCGCGGCCUCCAGAGUGUUCAUCUUCUGCUGGUCCUUCGCCGGGCUGGUGCUGGGCACGCUCUACAUGGCGGCGCUGCACCGCAUCACUACCACCGAAACCGACGACACCGUGUUCCACUCGGUGACCGACCUGGCCGACUCCGAACUCCCCAUGUUCGCGACGACCGAGCACGUCGCGGCCUACAAGAAGGCGCAGUUCGACACGGCGAGCGAGCAGCGGCUGUGGCGGCGCGCGGUCACCUUCAACUACGACCAGGUGCUGCCCGUGUUCGGGCGCCUCUUCGCGCGCCGCGACCUGGCCGUGCUCAUGGACCGCAACCAGUGCCGCUCGUACUCCAUCACGUUCACCGCGCGCAGCUCGGCGCCCGCCUACCACAUGAUCCGCAACUACUGCCUGGCCGUGAGCCCCGCCUACAACCUCAUCCUGCGCCAGGGCUCACCGCUGCUCCGCGCCUUCACCAAGGCCACCGCGCGUCUGGACGAGGCGGGAAUCACCAACUUCUGGUUCGACUUCAAGGAGAUGCAGUACACCGCCACGCUAGAUCCUGUGCUGCGGAUGCGCCAGCUCGUGCCUUUCCUCAAGAUGCUGGGAAUUGGCUGCGCGGCGGGCCUCGUCAUGUUCAUCCUGGAGCUGGUGUGGUUCGGCUGCUCGAAAUGCGGCACGAAACUCGGCCCCAGAACGCGCCCGCAGGAGAUCGAGCAAGAGCACGAGAGAGGGCGGCUUCGCGGCGACAGGCUCCCGGGACGGCCAUCGAGGUGGCCGUCACCACCCUCGGUCAACGGGGAGAGCGACUCGGACAUGCGGCACCACAUGCACCCCGAGGUCUACCGCCAGCUACUCGAGGAGCGCCGCAGGGUGACCGAGCAGAUCGUACAGGACCUACGCGCCCGAGCCCGAGCCAGAGCCGGCCCCGGGCACUGGGACCGCUACGGGGGCGCCUACCUGCGAAAGGGGCAGCCCGGCGAGCCCGACUUUAUGUACUACUGACGUUACGUUACGUUUUUCAGUGUACAAUAAAUAGCCGACUGUGCGUCAAUCGGUCGAGUUAUCUCUCGUGCAGGGCGAUCGAUACCUGUUGCAC
This is a messenger RNA of Frankliniella occidentalis (western flower thrips), 2263 nucleotides long. RefSeq lists its product as uncharacterized. Bases 16 to 2169 code for a protein of 717 amino acids. The record is from RefSeq and is a predicted model, not a curated record. The transcript has 9 exons. NCBI's taxonomy places the organism in Eukaryota, Metazoa, Arthropoda, Insecta, Thysanoptera, Thripidae.